This is a messenger RNA of Manis javanica (Malayan pangolin), 6419 nucleotides long. It is a transcript of the gene FOSL2, whose product is annotated as FOS like 2, AP-1 transcription factor subunit. The record is from RefSeq and is a predicted model, not a curated record. Gene Ontology annotation, cellular component: nucleus. NCBI's taxonomy places the organism in Eukaryota, Metazoa, Chordata, Mammalia, Pholidota, Manidae. Gene Ontology annotation, molecular function: RNA polymerase II cis-regulatory region sequence-specific DNA binding; DNA-binding transcription factor activity, RNA polymerase II-specific. Gene Ontology annotation, biological process: regulation of transcription by RNA polymerase II.
GAACUCGUGCCAUUGUAGUGACUCAUCUCGGGCAGAGCGCAGGGGCUCCGAGCGAAGCAGCGAGCAAGUGAGCGGCGCCCGCGGGACUGAGAGGGAGAGAGGCGCGGGCGGGCGAGGCGAGGGGCGCAGGUCCGGCGCGGGACGCGCGGCGCCGGGAGCGGGCCGCGUGCCCCUCAGGCCGGCUCGGCUUGAGCUCCGCGGGGCGGGCGCAGGCCGCCUGCAGCCAGUCCAGUGUCCGAGCCGCCCCGAAACUCCGGCGGCGAGGCGGCCACAGGAAGUUUAUUCUCAGCCCCUUUUCUAAAAGGAGGAAACAGAAGUUUCUCCAAGCGGCAGCCUUUCUUUUCGCUUGUUUUUUUUUUCUUCCCUCUUUGAAAUAGGGGGCUCCCAGGCCUGGCCAGCGUGACCCCUCCUGGCUCCUCUUCUUUUUUAAUCUCCAGUUUUUGCCUGGGCUCCGGCUGCGCGCGGCGGGGAGGGGGCCGGGCGCCGCGCGGACUUUCAGAGGGAGGGGCCGGGUGGACCCCUGGGCCCGCGGCGCGCGGAAGGCAGGGACGAAGUGCCUCGCUCGGCGCCCCGGAGGCACUGUUCCCGUAGAGUCGCCGCCUCCCGGGCCGCGCAGGCAAGCAGCGCGCAGCAGCCGGUGCGCGGCCGCGGCGAGCGCUGGGGAAGAAAGACACCCUGUUUCCUCUCGGGCCCCCACCGCGGAUCAUGUACCAGGAUUAUCCCGGGAACUUUGACACCUCGUCCCGGGGCAGCAGCGGCUCUCCUGCGCACGCCGAGUCCUAUUCCAGCGGCGGCGGCGGCCAGCAGAAGUUCCGGGUAGAUAUGCCUGGCUCAGGCAGCGCCUUCAUCCCCACCAUCAACGCCAUCACAACCAGCCAGGACCUGCAGUGGAUGGUGCAGCCCACUGUGAUCACCUCCAUGUCCAACCCGUACCCCCGCUCGCACCCCUACAGUCCCUUGCCGAGCCUGGCCUCUGUUCCUGGGCACAUGGCCCUCCCAAGACCCGGCGUGAUCAAGACCAUUGGCACAACUGUGGGCCGCAGGAGGAGAGAUGAACAGCUCUCCCCUGAGGAGGAGGAGAAGCGUCGAAUCCGGAGAGAGAGGAACAAGCUGGCUGCAGCCAAGUGCCGAAACCGACGCCGGGAGCUGACGGAGAAGCUGCAGGCGGAGACAGAGGAGCUGGAGGAGGAGAAGUCGGGCCUGCAGAAAGAAAUUGCUGAGCUGCAGAAGGAGAAGGAGAAGCUGGAGUUCAUGCUGGUGGCCCACGGGCCCGUGUGCAAAAUCAGCCCGGAGGAGCGCUGCUCACCGCCGGCCACGGGGCUGCAGCCCCUGCGCGGUGGGAGCGGCGGAGUGGGUGCUGUGGUGGUGAAACAGGAGCCGCUAGAAGAAGACAGCCCCUCGUCAUCGGCGGGGCUGGACAAGGGCCAGCGCUCUGUCAUCAAGCCCAUCAGCAUUGCUGGGGGCUUCUAUGGGGAGGAGCCCCUGCACACUCCCAUCGUGGUGACCUCCACACCUGCCAUCACUCCAGGCACCUCAAACCUCGUGUUCACCUACCCCAGCGUCCUAGAGCAGGAGUCACCUGCGUCACCCUCCGAGUCCUGCUCCAAGGCUCACCGCAGAAGCAGUAGCAGUGGGGACCAGUCUUCAGACUCCUUGAACUCCCCCACUCUGCUGGCUCUGUAACCUGGCUCCCAGGGGGUCCUCGUCACUGCCUCUUUCCAGGGACCAGCACCUUCAAGCACUCCAGGGCAGUGAGGGCGAGAGGGGACCCUGCCAGAGAGCCUCCUGGCUCUCGGGGGGGGGACCCAGGUGGGAUUCGGUGGAGAGGCGUUGGAGGACUCGGAUGAUGUCUUGGAAGUGAUGAUGGGACCUCCUCCCACGUUCAUGUUGCAAAGCAAAUCCUGUGUCUUGAAAAGCCUUGGAGAACUUGGUUGGUAGACUUGGGGCAUCUCUCUGGCUCCUGAAGAGCCUGAAGCUGGUGUGGCCGGUUCCUGUCCCUUUGUUACAAUAGGUCUCUGGAGUGAUGGUGUCUUUCCUGCCCCGCCAAGCAUGCUCGGUGCCUUUUGGUGUCACCUUCCCUCUCUUUGCCCCUUCCUCCCCCCAAGUGUCAAUUUCACUUCCUCUUGGUUUUUAUCCAGUUUGCCAUGACAUUUCAUCUGGGUGGUCUAAAUAUUAAAGCUCUUCCUUUCUGGAGAUGGAGCAGCAGGUGACUUCUGGGGCUGACUUGUCCAGAAAGGGACAGUCAAUGUGCAAUACAGACCCUUUCCUCCCAUGACACCUCCCGGUGCACCGCCAUCUCCAGAACCACCAGCAGGGCCCCCUGAGCUCUCCAGGAGGUGCCGCCAUCACUGGGAGGCUUGGAGAGCCCUUCCUUCCCACCCUCUGACAUGGCUUUUGGAGGAGUGGCUUGGCCAGAAGACAGGGUGUGAGUGAGACAGCUGGAGCACAGGUUGGGUUUGCCAAAUGCCUAAUUACCAGGUCAGGAGUAGUGCCAACAAGCCACAUGGGUGUCCUAUGCAGCUUCCCUUCACCCGGUGUCUUGAGCAGGACGUCUCCUUUAAUUGCUGCCUCACCAUUCUGCCCCGGACCCUUCUCUCCAGACCAGGGAGGUGUCCCUCCCAAGGAACCCCAUGUCACUCCAAGUCCCUGCUGGCUCCACCCUCCCUACACCUGGCUGUCAGGGUGACGCCACCCACAGAUUUAAUAAGCGUGGGCCGGGCCCCUCUCCAAGCCUCAAAGGCACCUUUGUGGAGGUUGGAAAGGCAAAAGGGAGAGAGAGAGACAGGCGGAGAGGGAUUCACCUCACAGCAUCCCCAGCAUCCCCAGCACCUGGUGUCUCGCCUCCCAGACCUCUUCUACCCUCUGUGGUCUUCUAUUGCCUGCUGGUUGAAUCAAGUGCUUUCUCUUUCCUGCUCCCCUGCCCCUUCCCCACUGUGGCCUCCAGUCUGGUCAGCCAGCCGUGCACAGCUGGCUCAGAACUUUCUAUGACUUAUGGCUUAUGUGUCAUCCCUGGGGGCUGCUGAAAUCAGAUAAGACAGUUGCUUCCCACCGCAGGAGAGCUGCCCCCUUCCCCGAGGGAGGGGGUGAGCUGGGGUCCUUCUGGCCUCCCGCAAGAGCAUAGCCCAGCAUAGCUCUGCAUGAUCCCUGCCCUCCCGUAACCCCAUCCUUUUCCUCCCAAGGGUACAGCUCCUGCUGAUCUUCCAGAAUUGGCCUCAGUGUUGCUGUGCUCUGAGGGAGACCCACUGUUGUGAUGCAGCUCUAGAAAUCAUUGUAUGAUAAUUUAAACUAUAUAGAUAUUAUUUAAAUCAGAUCCAAUGGGAGCUCAAUUUCAAAGGUAGACUUGGAAGGAAAGAAGAGAACUUGACACAUGGGCUCCCCUGAUCCCUUCACACAGCCAGGCCUCAAGCGCUGGCCAUUAUUUAAUGUCCAUUACCCCCUUACCAUGCACUAGAUACAGGAGGGAACAGCCAGUGCUGAAAAUACAUAGCCCGCUAUGACUGGAAGUGAUGUGUGCAAGCAUAGGCUGCACAGACAGAGGAGCUUAAAAGGAAAGGAGUUUUGUCCAAAAAUACUUUUUAAAAAAAUGUUAUUUUCCACAUUCCUUGGCUGGGAUGCUGCUCUCACAUUUUCCCAGAGGUUCUGGGAGGGCAGGCCUGGCGGGUGAGGGUGCUCUUAGUAAGAUCAGGCAGUUGGCUUUCUGGCUUCAGAUUAAUCAAAGAAGCAGAAGUCAGCCAGGAGUGGCACAAGCAGGGUGAAGAAAAGCAGGCUCGCAGCUCUGAAGCUUAAUCAUCUCCCCUGGUUUUGUGGCCGAUUUGGAGCUAUUUGCUUCUUUUGCAUAUGUAUACAUUACUUAAAUGGCACUGCUUUCUGGUGUUUUAUUUCUAAAAGCCCCCACUUGGCACUGCCAAUGCAGGUCACAAUCUGACUUGGGGCCAGACUGGACAUUCCUCAGACAGACUUUGGAUUUAGUUGAGAUCUCAAGCUGUGUUGGCUUUGGGACCAGCAGAAGGCAAAACCCCAGCCACCCCAUGGGAUGUUAGGCGCCUCCAGGCUGUGUGGCCAUUCAGGACCCCUCUGGCUUUGUUCUAGGGGGUGGUUUGGCUUUUCCAAAGCCAGAGGUUGUUUGGGGACGGCUGAAUAUUCACACCUAACUCGUGAGCAUAUUUUCAGUUAUUUCCUUCUGGCUUGUUCUCCAAGUUCAUGUACACAUACCCUUGCUCCAGAAUCGCCAGACACCGGCCUGUUGCUUCCUCCUCCGUGGCCCCAGCUAAGGGAACAGCUGCAGUAGGGGUGCCUCUGAGUGUGACUGGGACCUGCUGUGCCUCCCCUGUGUCCCCAGCCACGAGGCAGCUGGUGUGGAGUCCGGGUGAGCUGCAGGCAGCUCUGGGGCAGCAUAGAGCAGACACUCCUUGACAGGCUAGUGUGAAACAGUCCUCUCGGCCACCCGGCUGGCCUUUCUGGGAAGAGUCCUCUUCCUGCCUGGGUGGAUGGGGACAGCUGCUGGCACAGGAAAGAGAGGAGAUCCCAGAUGAAGCCUAGGAAUUUGCAGGAGCCAACUCUACACACAGAAUUCACUGGGGAAGUUUUCAGAAAGAAAUCAUUGUUUUGCCUGUGAGAAAGGCCAAGUGUGUGUGUCCACUGUGGCCAUCACACACAGCCAAGAGCCAUCAGAGGCUCCUGCUCCCCUCUCUCAGGCCUUGGGGAGAGGUGUCUCCUCUCACUCCCACUUGGCUCCGAGUUUCAGGGUGGGCUCAGUCGUAGACACAUUUAGGACUUUUCUCCCCUCUCCUUGAUGGACCAACUGUGUUCCCUGCAAUCUUACCACAGAAGCUUCCUGUUGAUCUCCUUCCCUGACCAGAUGUGCGCAUGGCCCCUUUAAGAAAGUAAAGAAUAUGCACCUACUAUGUGCCAGGCAUUUUGUUGGGCACAAAUACACAUACAUAUAUAUAUAGAUAGAUCUCCUCUUUCAGAAGAGACUAAGGGAUGAGGACAUCUGUUAUUAAAGGCCCCCCAUGUAAUGGAUAAGCAGAAACACUUGGAGGUGAGAAGGUCUUUCUUCAAAGACAGAGGCAAGAUUGCCUUCAGUCUGAGGUUUGUCCCCAAAGACCGCCCCCUACAAUAUCCUCCCACCUCUAAACCUCUUUUCCCUCUGUGAAGUGCUCUGCACUCCUCAGAUGGUUAGAGGGGUAAACUGAGUCCUUGUAGAAUUUGUGAACCAAUAAGAUAUAUGGUGUAUGUAACUUUCUUUUAAAAAGUUAAGUAAAAGGGCCUUGCUAUUUUCUGCUUGUUGAGUCUCCUUGGCAUUCAUCUUAAAAGCCAGCAUCUCACUAUUUAUUGACAGGUUGGUGUGUAUGUGUGUACGUGUGUGUGUACAUUUCCAGGUGUGCCCAUGUCCUCCAGCUUUUAAAAAGGAAACCUAGUCAGUCAUCCCACUACUAAUUUGAUACCUUCUCAUGCUUCUAGUGUUUUGACCAUACAUCAAUGAAAGGUCUUAAUUUUCCAAUGUGGACACGUUCAGGAGGGUCUGGGUCAAAUUUUGAGCGGGGUUUGGGAAGGGGAGGAGGAAAAGAAACCGACAUUUGUUUUAUUAUUUAUUUUAAAUGUUUACAUCUUUGUGUUGUACCAAGCCUCAUUAGAAACAGCAUUAAAAUACCCAGUUCCUCUCUCCCUCUCUGCUUCAUCUUAAAAAAAAAUUAGGCUAAUGAUGCUUUUUGGUUUUCUAAAAUGAUUUGUGAUGUGUGCUGUAUAAACUGUAUAAAAAGGUUCUGUUUUUAAAGAUGGACUGUCAUUCCUCUGGGGACAGUGACCACCGAGAAGUCUACAUUGUAAGAGAACACAACGGAAGAUCCUGCCCCAUUCCUCAAAAAUUAUUUUCUCUGUAUGAUUAAAAGUUUAUUCCAUUUAUUUUAGUUUGUGGUUACUUGAUGUCAAGGAAGAAGAUAUUCGCCUUUGUGUAAAGUAGGUAUCAGGGUGUCCUUUCUGCAGUGAGAGAUGUAUAUAUAGUAUUUCGGUAUAUAGUGGAAAAUCAUAUGCUUUGUGCAUCUGUGUUUGAGAUGUCAAUGAUGUGGCGUUAAGUCUGCUAGAAGAUCUUGGGGGCAACAAGUUGUAUGAGAUUCCUAUAGCUCUGGGCAAUGUAAUGACCUUCCUGAGCACCUUUUCUUGUUUUGUUUUUUUUUUAAACUAUUGGUGAAAUGGUCCCAUUGGAAAGGCUUCUACAUAGGCCUUUCCAGGCAGGACUGUGAGCUUAAAAAUCUUUGUAUAGUUUUGAAAAUUGAGGAGUAGCUCUGCUCUGAAGCAUCUCUGGUGGUGUUUUGUUGUUGUUUUGUUAUUUUACUGUAAUACAAGCCUACAGUAUUUGCACUAAAGAAAGCUUGUUAGAAAAAGCUUGCUGCUAUGGAAGAAAGAACAUAUUAAAACUU